Molecule: messenger RNA, 6543 nt
Organism: Asterias rubens (European starfish)
Lineage: Eukaryota; Metazoa; Echinodermata; Asteroidea; Forcipulatida; Asteriidae
Product: protein ELYS-like
Exons: 37
Coding region: 291-6074 (1927 amino acids)
Molecular function (GO): protein binding
Source: RefSeq, a predicted model, not a curated record
UUAUUUUAUAUUUUAUGUAGAACAAUUAUUUCCUUCCUGUCUAAAAACUCAAAAUUUAACACACAAAAUACGAACACGAAAACAAGUUAAGGGGUUCAUUCUCUCAAACGAAAAGCUUAUGGGAUUGAUUUGCUGUGCGAUACUUCUUGACAAUAAAGUUAUAUUAUUUUUUAAGAUCGAGCAGUAGCCAUAAAACAGUCGUAUACAAACGAUGGCGGAUUGUUGAAAAAAGGUGUACGAACACGAGAAUUAUUUUCGCGCAAAUAAUUCGCUAGUAUUGUGUUGCGGCAAUGGCACAACCAAUGGAAGCUCACUGGACGUCUGACGUUCAGCCUCUUUGUAGCACAAGCCUUCUAGCGCUGCAAGGAUCCACGGCCUCUGGUGGAUCUAGCUUAUUUGGAGGCUGCGUGAUCGGCGGUAAAUGGUCAUGGCUAGCUCGUCACUCUAUUCUUGAGGUUGUUGACAACUCAACAGGGAACCGAUGUUCGGCUUUCCAGUUUGGUCGUGCAGUCGGCGAAAGCAACACACUGAUAACAUGUGUUCAACAGUACAGUUUAAAGGGUGCCACGUAUUUGAUUGUCGGAUUGAAAACAGGAUCCACUAAAGGGGCAUUGUGUAUAUUUGACCCUCACACGUCAAAAGUCAUCUUGGCUGUCAGUAUUCCACAGGGGGUAACUGCAGUUGAGCCAAUCACAUCGACCGGUGGACUCGACGCCCCAAGCUUCGCCCUCGACGACCACCUCCGUCUUUUCUUCGGAAUCAUCGCCGUGGGGACGGAAGGCGGGCACACCUACCUCGUGGACGUCCGCCUGGAUGACAGUGAGUCGUGUGAUGAGGUCACUAUCAGAGGGUCAAAGGUCAUAUCGCCAAGGUCGACGGAUGUUGGGUCGAUUCGAGUGAAGGCUGCGAGAAAAGGGGAGCAUUUGUGUCUGGAACUUGAUGAGGACAGUCACUCGUAUCGCUCGUUCAGCUUCAGGAAGCCAGACGACUCAGUCAUCAAGAGUUUUUACCCAAGUGACGUGUCCGUGACCAGUCUGGCUUAUAUCAAACAGACUGGUACCCUGGCUGUUGGAUUCAGCUUUGGAUGUUUCCAGCUGUGGGAAUUAGCUGGUCCCGCUCUUGUAUACAGCAGUUUGAUGUCCAAGCAAUCGUCCCCUGUCACUCACUUCACCUACCAGGAGCCGGAAGACGACCCUCAGUAUUUCUGCUAUCUCUGGGUCGGUAGAGGACCACAAGCUACUGAUAUUGACCAGGAUGUUCCAACGAAUCUACACAUGUUCCAGCUGAUGUACGACCAGAAAGAGAACUAUGAGAACUACGGACACCUCUACAAAGAGUUGAUCAGCUGUGAGGCGCGCUUCAUUCACGAGUUGACGUUGGACUCGUUCAACGUGCCCAAUCACAGCUCAGUGGGAAGUCGCAUCAUAUCGUGUUUCACGCUGGAGAAAGAGCCGACGCCAAACGCCAUCAAGCAAGAGGAAUCAAUGUGUGAUGAGGAGGGUGACCGUCUGGACUUGGCCCUUGCUGCGUUUGUAUGGGAGGCGCGGUCCGAUCCAGCGGACGGUCAAGUGGCCAGUACCUGCUUCUUAGCGCUCUUUGAUCUGAACAGAUGGUACUAUGCACAGAUGCCUAGAGUUAUCAGGCGACUUCCAAACUUACAAGGGAGUCCCUUCUUCGCUUUCUUGUCUCUGGACUCCAUUCUUCAAGCGGCAUCACCAGACUUCCUCAUGGAUGUCCACAUCAACCCCCAGUCCUUUGUCCCAUACAUCUCGUCUCAAAUUCCAGCCCCGGAGAAGCAUUUUCAACCGACAUCUCUCAGCUUUGACGUGACUUGUUUGAUGGAAGCCGGCCUGGUUACGGCAAAGUUUCUCGGCCAGCAGAAACAGGUUUUGGCCGAUCUUUGUCAGCAGGGUCCAGCAGGAUUACGAGACCCACAAUUCUUCUUCAGUCGCUGCUACGCAGUCGCAUUAUUACCCAGGAGGAAUGCCCCCGACCUCGGGCCAGGAAACACAAAUGCUCAAUCUCAGAGAGAAGCUCUCCUUAGUGUUGCUGUGGAGCAUAAUUUGGUCAACUUUGUCAUUCUAUGCAUCGUCAGCUGGACACAGGGAGAUUUUCCAUCUGGUUGUAAUCUACGGACAGUCCUAGACUGGGCUUGGGGUAUGGUAACCAGUAUCAAACAGUCCAUUGACCAGAUAUGUGUACCGUUUUACAACGGCGAAGGCACACAUGUUGACGAUCAAACCCGCCGAACACUGGACCAGCACGUUGUGCGGUUGGGUCACAUGAUCACAAUCAUCCAAUCACUGCUUGACCAAUCGGGUACGACCACCGAGCAAGGAUUGAAGGAUCUUGAGACCAAGUGUAAUGUGGUGAUGUUGAUACAUCAACAUCUGAAGGCAGUCGUGUGGUUUGUAAGAAAUGGACUUCUACCUGAAUGCCAAGGUGAAGACGAUGUUUUGGAGGGGCAGUUCUGUUACCCAGCAGUCAGUUUGAGGAAAGUGUACUCUCGGCGGAGAUCCCAACUUCAAAAGAUGUGCAGAAACAGCGGAGAUGGUGACAUUCUAAUGAUCGAUGGACUGGUAUCGGAGAUUGGGUCACAACUCAGCUCAUUAUGGGAUCGUAAAGAAGAGGGUGGGACUGGGUUGUACCCGCCCCCAAGUUUCCACGCAUUGUUAGAUAUGUACCUUGUUGACACUGUUCCCGUGGUAACCAAGCAUUGCAUCGUGGGAUACUUUUUGCUUGACGUUCUGUACGUGUCAAAACUUAGCGGCACACAGAAGGAAGAGCUUGGAAGAAAGAUUGACAAGUUUUGCCAGAGUUUCUCUCUGCCGCUCGGUGUGACCAAACUCCUCCAUGGAUUCUCAUUGCUCGACAGGAAAGAAUAUGAUGCUGCAAUUGACAUGCUUCUUGACCCCACCACGACCCUUGACCUCGCGCCUUGGCAGCACCGUCACAUCCUGAAAGCGUUCCUGUACCAGAAUGAGAGCAAGAAAGCCCUGCAGUAUGUCCGGACUGCCCACCCUCCUCUCACCACCAGGGAAGACGUCAAGUUGUUCCUGACUGUACUGCUUGCAAACGGUUUGACUGCGGAGGCGUUCCACUUUCAGCGUCAGUACCGAGAUGAAGCAAAUACAGAGGAGUUACUGGGUCACCUCAUUCUAGGCUCACAGCAAACUAAGACUAUCGAUCAACUUUUAAAGCUUCCCUUUGACAACGAGGAGGAGGCCAUACUGGAGCGCUACCUUCAGGAAUCCAGCGAGCCUAACUCCCAGGAACUCCUGAUCAUGCAUUAUCUACAGCGAGCUCGCUACGUAGAAGCAAUCCGCAUGAAUGAGAAACUAAAACAGCAAGGACUGAUGGCUGACACGGAUCCCGCAGCAAGAGAGCGGGCGACGGCACGAAACGCAAUCGUAGAGAGUUACGCUAAGCUUCUCCCACCCGUCCAACGUAGACUGGCGUUUGGUCCUGAGACUUCCACUAGGAGAGCGACUGUAAUUCGUAGAGAGGUCAGCAAACCCAAACCUCUGUCGACCGUCAUCAACCCAGCCAAGACGUCCAAGGUUCUAUCCAACGCAAUGUUGAUCAAUGCUGUCCUUGAUCGCAUUGCAGAAGUGAGAGCCCAGGUCCGCGAAGACGAGGCCAUGUACAACAAAAGUGUUUCUGACGAUCCAGAUGAAGAUCUUCCGACCAUGGAGCCGUUUGUUGGGACACCCAUCACCCCGAGAACCAAGUCAAGAUUUGGUGAUCUGUCAAGUGUCGUCUACCCAGAGGUCAUGGGUCGUGACCUCAGCCCAUGGAAACGCCAACCCUCUCCAACGAAGACGCGGCCUUUUGUGCAGACUGAUUCAUCUCUCAGAUUCAUGGAGAAAAUGACAAGCAGUUCCAGAGCUCCUAUAGAUUAUACCAGCGCCUCGGCCCUGACUCUGCUACAAACUCCUCCAGUCAGAAAGAGGACACCAACCAAGCUUAGAAACGAAGGGACACCAACUGUACCUUCCAUACAUUCUAUACUCAAAGUGCGGAACACCAGUCAAAGGAUACCUAAUGAGGCCAAGGAAGGCAAAGCUAAGAAAAGCGUCCGUGCCAAGUUUGAGGUGGACUUCCCUACUCCGCCAUCUGUCACACACAAGAGUGCCUUCUCCAAACCUACCUCGGAGCAGACUGCGAAGCCAACACCUGUUCCUAAGAGAAUCACCUUCGCUGACGACACCAAACCUCGAACGCCCUCACCGGUCAUCGUCAAAGCGGAACCAGUUGCAGUCGAGCUGAUGUUUGAUGUCACACCACCCCUCAACGACUCGCCCACCCCAGAUGCUGAAAUGGUGUCCCCGCCCCUCCAACCACGGACCCCCAGCCCAGAGCAAUCGCCCCUUCCCAGUGACCGGACACCAUCGCCACAGGUGCAACCAUCGACCCCACUACCCCAACCAACCACCCCGGAUGAGGAAUACCAACAAGCAGUCACCCCCACCCCAGGGGAUCGUUUGUCACAGGAUGCGUCACCCAGUCUGACUGAAAGUCCACCGACUGAGAAUUUUGAGAUGGCCGUGGGGAUGUUUGUCGACGAUGAGAUAGCGUUUAACUUUGAUGCUCCGCACGAUCUGGAAGAGGAUGUAGCUAUGGAAUUGACUGAUCAACAAAAAGAAUCUCCAGAAAAGUUUGAACUCCGAUUGUCAUCAGAGGAGGACAUCAACACUGGAGAUGAAGUCAGAGACGAGUUAGAAGGUGAAGAAGAUGAGUUUAAAGAUGCUGAUGAUAAAACAGAGGAAGAAGAAGAAGAGGAGGAGGAUGAGGAGGAGGAAGAGGAGGAGGAAGAGAUAGAGAGCAAACCGUUAUAUUUCAGCGAUCUUAUUCCCUCACCACGCCCUCCAAUCCGUCCAGUUGCACCUCAUACUGCCACGCCCCGCUCUUCUCAACGCUCCGCCCUUGGCUCUGCCCUAAGCUCCGCCUUAAGCUUUUCUUCCUUAAAGUACUCCCCACUCCCCAAGAAGAGAGAUGAGGUCAUCGCCGUGGAAGAGACGACCGCUGACGACGAGGUUGCUCCAGAAGAAGACAAGGAAGAGGAGAUGCCUCCUUUGGAGGAAACCGCUCCGACGCCGCCCGACGACUUCCCUCAGACGGACGAAGGCAUCCAGACCUCGCCCAUGGACCUCCUAGCCGGUACCAGCCACCAGGAGAUGUCCGUGCAGACCACGCCCGGCUUGGCCCUUAGGCAAGAGGGCUCCAUGCCGACCCGGGUCCCGUUUGAGUCGUCGCUGUUGUCUGUUCACGAUGGGGAGGUGAUGACUCCGCCUACCAGUGGGGAAGAGAUGGGCGAGGAGUCUUCAUCGGAGCCAACUACAAGCCAAGAUGAAGGUGUCGUUGAAACAGACUUUCGACCUAGUAACCAGAUUGAUGUUGCCAUGGAAACAAGCCAGCAAGAUGAGGAGGAGAUUGUUAAGCAAGAGUCAGUCAAACCAAAGAGAGGAAGGAAGAGUCUCCCAACUACCCCAGCCCUGUCCUUCAUCUUCUCUCCACCCAAGACUCGCUCAAGAACCGGUACUCGCCAACACGCCCUCAAGAUCAUCGAUGAGGUCACGACCCCUCUAACCCGACGACCUAUGACCUCAACCAACAACCCCCUCCCCACAGUGGGGCCCACCCCUAGCCUGGAUCUGGGUACAAGUAUUGGGUACACCCCAACAGGGCCCCCAACAGGGGUCACCACUCCUAGCACUGGAAGGGGCAGCACAAGACGGGGACGACGAAGUCACACUCCCAAAGUAGACACCCCUGAGGCGGUGUUUAGCUCCCGUCCGUCUCGGCGGAGUGUGACCCCCGUGGUGAGGUCAGAGCAGAAGGUCAGAGGUUAUGAUUUGUCUGCGCCAUUGACAAGGUCCAAAAAAUCACUUGGGACGCCUCACCAGUCGCCGACCGACAGCCCGGUGAACCUGAUCUCCCCACUUGAGGAAGGAAUGGAAGGUGCACAAACAAGCCAACAAGGCCGACCGAAAAGGGUCGUGCGCAUGGCCCCGCAUAGUAUGACACUAAGGACGCCACGAGAACGCAAGACACGUAGCGUUAAACUGUGGUAGCGCGUAUUUUAAAUAAUAGCAUAAAUAUGAAGAUAUUUUUCUUGUCGAUAUUUUUGGCCUGUCAGCUGCUAACGAGAAUACUCGUCUCCGAUUUUGUAAAUUUCCUGAAUUGUCUUCUAAAAAAAGUUUAAAUAAGCAAAAUCAUAAUUGUCUUGCAAGCAGGAACAAUUGGAUUCCACUUGAGUAGAUUUUGAUGAAAUAGCAGGGAAAUGGCAUAUCCUUGAUGUCCAUGUAUAGCGCCCUCGUGUGACGAUGUAUUUUUUAAGGACAAUAGUUAAAAUGGUUGAGCAUUGAGCCAGUUACUAUAGCAGGCCAGGUGUUUCUUGUUGAAAGGGCAAGGGCACCAAGGCAUGUUUUCCUUCCUAAAAGGCACCUCUAUGAGGAAAUUAUAAAUUUGUAUUAAGAACAUUUCAUGGGGCACCAAGGCAAUGUCCAGGGGGCAUGUUGCCUCUACUGCCUCCGUCAAGUA